Messenger RNA from Pieris napi, 5420 nucleotides. RefSeq lists its product as uncharacterized. Gene Ontology annotation, cellular component: centriole. Gene Ontology annotation, biological process: centriole replication; regulation of cytokinesis; centrosome duplication. The transcript has 6 exons. The coding region runs from base 1671 to 3932 and encodes 753 amino acids. NCBI's taxonomy places the organism in Eukaryota, Metazoa, Arthropoda, Insecta, Lepidoptera, Pieridae. The record is from RefSeq and is a predicted model, not a curated record. Gene Ontology annotation, molecular function: protein binding.
GGCUUCAGCGAAAUGGGCAGGCAUGACUAAGGCCACUGUACAAGUACAACUGUAUUACAGAAGAUCGGCGUGAAGUAAGUCAAUAGGUUCAUCUUAUUGUACUCGGGUUUCGUGCGGUAAGUGAGUAAAACGGUUAAAGUAUGAAGGUUCAGUUUGUUACGGGGGGCUCAAUUCUAACACGUUAUUGUUCCUUACCGAGACUCAGAUAUCCACUCCGGCUGAUACUUCCUACCUCUCCUGCCUGUGGUACAACUUGAAACAUUCCUUUGUGCCGCGGGGAGGAGUUUGCGUGUACACCAGGGAGUUUAUUUUUCGUUUCGUUGUGGUCGCUCAGCUGGUGACUUUAUUGCAUACCUUACUCGUAGAUACCCAUCUAGAGGCAAUUGCAACUUAGCAACGUUUAUUGCUAUGUGGACGACAGCACUGGGGAUACUCCUUAUACUGGCCAUGACGGUAUUUUUCGGGCAGUUGUUGAUAAGUACCGGAAUAUACUUGUGUCUGAAGUCGAAACUUUGCUACAUGGAGUGGACUGGGGUCGACCAAAUGUAGUCCACAAGCCCAAGUUUGCGCGUUUUCCGCUGAAUAAUAAGUAACUCCUCCUCUCCUUAAAGUCUUAGCGAGCAUAGUGGUACUGGGAGUUGACAUAUCCAACGACGUUAAGUUUCGCGGUAAUUUGAAAGGAUAGGUUAAAUUAGCCUCAUCAUAGAUCAUACUUCACUCUGGGCUAGCUUCCACCUGUAUAUAGCGUAAAUUCAGCCCCACAUGGACCACUGAUCUGAGGGGAGAUCAGUAGUCCAGUACCAAGCCCUAUUCAAUUAAGAGCAGCGGUUCGAAUUGGUUGAGGUAGCGUAUGGUUUAGUGAGUAUGCAAAGUAGCGAGUCCUAUAUAAGCCUCUACCUCAAAGCAGUCGCACCGCGGGAGAGCAUGGGUAAGGCAUUUCCCCUGAAAAAAAUAGUGGCUUUUGUGGGCGCCUGCCAACUCUGAGAAGGGAAUCACGGCUGUGCACUAGGCCACUAGUGUAGGUUUGUUGCCAUACCUUACGAAAAUACCUUAAGAAACGUAAGUGACUAAAUACGAAACAGAUUCAGAAACCUGAUGCCAAGACUUUGAGGUUGUAGCUCUACUAUUUUUUUUAAUGAAGAUCGCAGAAACUGUUCACCAUAGAUAUAUAUUAUAGUAGAUUUUACAGAGGUGCACACAAAGUACGUGAUGUGACCAUGGCAACCCCAAUGUUUUGAUUUUAGUACUUUUUGUUAACGAAAAACUAAAAGUGAGAAUUUGAAUUUUCGUGUAAUUAAUUUAAAAAUUAUUUGUUUUUCACAUUAAAUAUUUUAAAAUGUAUAAAUAAUGUGUUUCAAAACAGAUUUAUCUCUUUACUGAAAAUAAAAAAAUCAAUUUUUAGUUUUUUCAAAGGACUGAUUAAAAAAACUUAGUACAACCAAUUCACCACUAAACUCGCAUUAAAAUGUAAAAGAUAUUCAAUAGUUUGCAAUGGGUCAAGUUAGUGCUGUUAAGUUUAAUUAACUGACGUAAUCAUCUAUGACUACAUCAUCGAAAUUACGUACCAUACGAAUCGACACAAAAACUGGUCAUAAUACGUAUUCAAGCUUCGUCCACUUAUCUGGGAUGCUUAAGUGUUUGUUAAAGGAUGCGCUGAUGUAAUCGCCAUAAUGAACGAUCCGUGGGAUGUCAAAUGUGUCCGACAAUCUGGCCAAUAUGUGUCGUGUAUUAAAUUAAAUGGUGUACCCCUUCUACCACCGGUUCUCUCCAAGGAAUGUCGCAAAGAAAUGCAGUAUUAUAAAUUAUUGGCAAUAGAAGUUGAGAAAAGAAUUCAAGCACUAAAAACAUUUUUACUUGAAAGUGAUGACACAGAGUCUACUGAAGACAAGACCGAUGCCCCUGAACUUCCUGAGUCAGAACAAAAUGAUAAUUCACCCAAUGAUAAAAAAGAUUUCAAUUCUAAUUCAAUUAUCACAAAAGAUCUGGAAAAAAGUACCCUACAGGUAGAAUCUCCAGUAACAGAAUUAGAGAGUUUAUCUAAGACCCCAUCAAAGUUUACAAUAGACCUAAGUUUAAGCAUUAAUGAAAAAAAUGGUUUCCAAGACACAAAUUCUAUUGAAGUUCCAGUCAGAGACUGUGAAUGUUCUAACGAAAUGGCAAAUAAUGAAUCUAAGAUUGAUUCUUCUAAAGUAGUCGAGGAUAAAAUUGUCUUUAGUGUCAGUGUAAAGAAAGAAGAAUUAACUGAACCCCUUUCCAAUCAUCUUUAUGAAGAUGAUCCUCCUUCUCUUACUGCAAAAAGUUUUACAGGCUCUUUGAACAAUAUUCAUACAGAUAGCAAAGGUUAUGAAAGCAUUCCGCUAUCUCGCCAAAGAUCUUACACAAUUUUAACACCCAGUCCUAUGCUGCUUGCACAUUUAGAAGUCCAGUCUUUGAACACUGGAGUUGAAAUAAAUUCUAUAUCUAUGAGUGAGUCCACAUCUAACCUAUAUUCUCCUAAUAAAAAGCGAAGAAGUUGGGACUUGGAAUCUGCAAAAGUAAAGUGGUCAUCUAUGGCACUUGAAUUAAAGCAAAAGAACAUUGACCAAGCUAGUAAAAACCAGAAAGCUAUUACUAAACCAGCUAGAAAGACGCCACCCUCUGCAUCAACACACUUAAGAGCACGGUCCCUUGCCCGGGAAAGUACAAAACGAAUUACUAAUACCUAUACUCCAAACAAAUCGGAACCCAUAACAAAACCAAAAAAAAGUCAAAGUCCAGUACGAAACACCACAACAAUUGGUAAGAUUAGUAAAACUCCAGUUAUGAAAGUGAAUCCUAAAGAAAUAGAAAAGAAACAAUCACCAAAACCAGUUGUAUCGGAGUCGGAAGACCCCGCCACUAGAGUCAGAGAACUUUAUGAAAAAAUACAAAAGCAGCAGCUUGCCCAAAUGGCUACUUUAGUGGAAAAACAAAAAAAGGAGCAAAUGCUUUUGCAACAAGUUUUUGAAGAGCAGAACAACAUGUUAUAUAAUCAACUCCAGACUAUUUGCCCAAAACCCCCAAACGAUGUUAAGGAAGCAUGGGUUGAGAAAACAGACAGGGGCCCUGUUAGCUUGAACCAAUUAAUCAAUUAUAAAAGUUCAGACUCUUGUGAAAGUCCCGUCCAAUCCACUAUUACAGAUACUAAUACCUACUUAAAUCGUUGUGAUAAUGUUCUUAAAAAGUCAAGAGACAUUACAUCAAGUAUAAAGAAAGGAAAGGUCAGUCAGGUCGCUGAAAAAAGCCCACCGAAACCGACACAGAGCGUAAAAAGAAGCCAGUCCCCUGUACGUAGAAAUGGAACUUCGAGAAAGCUAACGUACGACACGUCUUCUGAUCGUGAAUAUGAACUUAUUUUAACCGACCGGACGAACGAUACGAUGGCAGAUUUAAAUGUGACUUUUCCGUCUGACAAUAGUGACGAAUGCCCUUACACUCCACCGAAAAAUACUAAAACUAACCGCAAGAACGCUAGCCCUACAGCGAUGCCUCUUGCGGAGCCUUGCAAGUCCACCGACAGAGCUAUUAAGAGCAUGGAGGAAACUAUACAUAAUUCCAUUAAAAGUAUGUGUUCCAGAAGAGCGCCAAGUGUUUGCCGGCAGACGACCCCACAAGAGAUAACAGCAGCGUGCUACUCUCUCCACGAUACAUUUAUAACGAGCACUGCUGCUGAGCGCUGCGCCAUGAUUAAUGCAGAUCGUGGCCGAAGACGCUCACUUGCCAACCGCCCACCUAUAAGGCAACAUCGACCUACGGAUCUUAUGUCACAAAGUCACUGCGGUGCGUUUCCCGCGCGCAGCAAGCGAUCGACGAACGCGUCGCUUAUGACUCAAUCCAAUUAUGAGACUUUUAGCGGCGACAAGAGCAGCGUACGCCGCUAUAUGCCGAGCCCGAGACGUCGUCCAUGGCGCUGACCUUGUAUGCCCGCCUUUAUCACGCGAUGUUGGCUGCGUGAUUACACCUAAAGUAAUCGCUAAUAUAUUCUAAUGCGCCGUAAAAAGAUAAUGAUGUAAACGCCUUAAUUACAUUCACAGAUUAUAAUAUAAUUAACUUGAAAGUACCAUUUAGUGCUAAGUCUAUGGCAAACACAACAGAGAAACCCAAGAAUUAUUUCACGGCAAGUGUGACCCUCUAUCGCAGAUAUUUUAACAGGUCACGUUUGCUGUAAAACAAUUGUCCACAGAUACAACAAUAUGUCCUAAGAUCAUAAGCUAGAAUAUUGAAUAACUCUAUUUAGCAUAAAGAAAUUUUGCCGGAUUGAAACAUGGUUAUUAAUUUCCGUGCGUUCUUUUACAUUUAAAGCUACACUUGUAUAUUCUUAAUUAUUUACAUUCAAUUUGUAAAUGUUUACACAUGAUUGAGAGACGUUUUGUGUUUGCCACCUUUUAAUAUGAAUAAGGUCAAAAUGUUAUCUAGCAAAGAAAUUAUUAAGUACCCGCAUUGUCUUACGUACUAGGUAACUCAAACGUCACAAAUAAACUUCAAAUUGUGAGCCAACCUAAAUUAUUGUUACGAAUCAUAUUUUGUAAUAAUCAUGUUUAUUAUUUAACAUUGUGUAUGAUUGUAUUUAUAAUAACUAAGUAUCGCGAGAACUUUACUAAUUCAAUUCCAUCAACAGUACUUCCUUAUAUAAUUAUAGUUUAAGAAUGAUAUGACCUUAAUAAACUACCUGUCUUAUUUUCUUAGAACGUAAAAGGUGAACUCGAUUUUUUGCCAAAAGAAUUGCUACUGUAUUGUUCAUAGUCAUAAAGUACAAUGUAAAACUGAAAAAGUACAAUCACUAAAGUUCUGAUUUUUAUACCUUUAUAAGACAAGUGUGGAUAAACACCCCGUAGAAGCCUAUUUCGUAAAUUAACGCGAUAGUGAGCUUUCCACACUUUUCUGCCGAUUUUAAUCGUUAAACAGUGUGCGGACGCGACGGUACUCUUGAAGACCGUAUUCCAAAGCAACUGGCAUUGAAAAUGCAGACUUUAGCUCGUGGCUCUGUAGGAAUCACACAAAUGACUUCUUUAGCGUGCCUAUAUUGGGUUGUGACGGCGCUCUCUGAGCUUAUUUGCUUUAAUUGCGAUUAGGGAUAAUUUGCAAAUGUAGCUUUGUAGUUAUUUAUUUAGUCGCUCGAAAUUUGGACUUGUAUCGACGCAAAACGUUUUUGUCAAAAAAUUCUGGCUCCAUGAAAACAGACAAAACAAAUUUAAAGUACAAAUCUAACAUUCUCGAAUAAAGUUAACUGUCCAUAUUUCGCGUGACCGUUUAAUGCUGUAGGUUUUAACAAUAGUUUUAUAAGCGCAUGUAACUAGUCAAAUUUCAAAAAUGUUUUAAAAGUUUUGGCACAAAUGCUAAAUUUUCGAAAAGGGCACUAUAUUUUUCAUGUAACCCAUUUUACAAUAAAUAUUUGAAAAGUA